Ectocarpus siliculosus is the source of this 712-nucleotide messenger RNA. The record is from the annotation of a GenBank genome assembly. NCBI's taxonomy places the organism in Eukaryota, Phaeophyceae, Ectocarpales, Ectocarpaceae.
AUGCCCCUCUUCGGCGCCGCUCUUGGAUCGACGUGGAUGCGAAUGCGUGUGUGUGUGAUGGGUGAUGGGCGGGUCUUGCAGCUAGAGAAUACAUGGACGAAACCGGCGUGCCAAGGAUGCAUGGAGAUUUGGCGGCAAUUGCCUCCCCGACGUGGGCCACAUAACCUUCAGGUGGCAGCCUGCGAACAAUCGAUGUAGCACGGUGGGUGUCGCUUGGUCAACACUACGCGCAUACGCCUACAGGGCCGUUGAGGGAACCAACGGGUGCGCCAUCUCGAACGUGCUGGAGGGAAAGGGAGGGAGGGAGGGAUGGAAUGCAGGGUGGGUUGGUGGGGAUUGUGCUUUUGCUGUGGCUAUGACUCAGGCCUACAUGGAAACUGAACCGAAUAUGAAGGGACUGGACACGAUCGCGGGAUGUACAUCGCUCAAAAUGUGUGGUCAGGAGCUCAUGCUGCUGAUCGACUGCCGGCGCUACUUUUCGAACAGAUAUGAGGACCGACGGUUGGAUGUUGGCGUGCUUCCUCGUGCACCACUCGCACUAUAAACGGGUCGUUGCUUUUCCAUAUGAGUCCGUCUCCUUGGCUUGGACGUAUUUGAAGUUGUCGAAAAACGCGGUAGUAUUCUUUCCUGAAUGCAUACGAUCUUUGCCGCAAUAUGGCACAUGGUGUGUACUCGCCUGCGUUCGUCGUCUUCGUCGGUAGUGGCAUGUCGU